Molecule: messenger RNA, 1820 nt
Organism: Scylla paramamosain (green mud crab)
Lineage: Eukaryota; Metazoa; Arthropoda; Malacostraca; Decapoda; Portunidae
Exons: 8
Coding region: 84-1247 (387 amino acids)
Source: RefSeq, a predicted model, not a curated record
GGCUGGCAGUGACGCGGCUGGCACGGGUAUAUAAGUGUGGCAGGGAAGGCUUGAGUAAGUGUACAUUGUGUGUAACUUCUGCCAUGCACACGUCCUGGUUACUGGAGGUGGUGGCGGUGGCGGUGGUGGUGGUCGCCUCACCUGCUACAACUGAACCUAGCACUUACGGAAACAGCCCUUCGUUGAGGCGGCCGUUCCUUGGACCCUAUGGUGGCCACCCCGCAUACCACUCUCCCUUCUCCAGCCCCAUCAACCCCGGUGUCCUGUGGCCCCACUUUGCCUAUAGCCACGGCAUCCAUGAUACCUACCCAGACUUCGAGGACCAGUUCGAGCCAAGCCAAGAACCAAACCCAGUGGAUGACCUCAGCCACCAGAUACUGGAGGCACAUCGUCGGUAUCGGGAGGACUUCCAGCUGCUGCGUCGCCUGUUGCGGGAACAGCACAACCUGCUGAAGAACUCGCAGCAGGACACCGCGCAGAUCCACCCCCCAAUCUUCCGCCUCCCGCUCUACCCAGACCUCGGCACAGAGGAGGAAGAGGAGCACGCCACCUCUGACGAGCUUCCUUUUCUUGAAGAAGUGGACUAUGAGAAAGACUACGAACACGGCAGUGAGGAUGACGAGAGCAAUAUCUUCCAGGAUUCCCCCGUGCCAGGACCGGAGUGGGCCAUCAUUCCGUUCCUCCCCGAAGUGCCGGACGCGGAUGACCUGCCGGACAACUACAACAACGCCACCCACGCCAUCCACGUCGUGAACGGCUCCCGCGUGGAGGUCAACACCACGACGAACAAGGAGACGGGCGACUCCAUCACCACCUUCUUCCACACUGAGGUGAUCAACAUUCUCCCCGAAGAGGACACGAAGGCAGAGGAGCCCGAGGAAACUGUGACAGAGGAACCAGUGCUCGAUACAACACCUGAGGAGAGGGAGGUGGCGACGACACAGCCCCCGGAGGAACCACCUGCAGAAGAGGAGACGAAAAACGAGAUGCCGAUCCCUUCUGCUGAGUUGGUAGCACUCGAGGAGAUAAGGCCCCAGAGAGACGCAGCGAACCACGACCCAGCCAGCAAACCAGUGGCGCUUCGCUCAGCCUCCUACUCGAAGCUACCCAGUGACGACCCAGGCAAGGGCAAGGAGGACAAAGACGCCAAACCCAAGGACCUGAGUGGCGAUACCUUAGUGAACCAGCUCUCCAAGGACACCAAGGACGGCAGUGAUAAGGAGCCAGACGCUGAGGUUUUGCUUUAAGUGCUGGUGAUUUGGGGAUAGUGAAGUUUAGGGGUUCUGAAACGCUUACUAUCGCAUCCCCACUAUUUUCCAAAGGCUCUAGUUGGAGUGAUGCGGAUUUUUAAGAGUGUUUUUAAGGUUCUAGUGACGGACUGACAAGAUUUCUCGGCUAAUCGUCUUUGUGGGCUUUGAAAAUAGUUGUGGUGAAGCUACACAGGUUUUUUUUUUGAGUGUUUUUAUUGUUCCGGUGAGAGAUUGAUUAGAUUUAUACCUUAUUAACCGGAGAAACACUCUUGAACACCCGGUUAAUCGUUUUUGCGGCCUUUGGAAAUGGUCGUGGUGAGAGCAAAGUGUUUCAGAAUGCGUGGUUAAGAAUGAAACAGUGGGUAAUGUGAUGCUUCUUUGAAAAUACUCAUGUUAUUACUUGGAAUAAUGUUUUCUAUUUCCUUUUGAGUGCUUUUAUUUAAUUUAAGUUCAAGCUCUCCUUUUUUAUGGCAUUAGAGAUUGGUGGAGUCCUAAUAUCACCUAAAAAUAUUAUAUAAGGCAAAAAUGUUGUUACUAGUAGAGGAAACAAUGAAGAAAUGAAGGCGAUGA